UCUCUCUGGGAGAAAAGAUUUUUUAGAACUUUUGUUUAUUGGAAAUAACAAGAAAGGCGAACAGCGUAACCGUCGAGACUUGUUGAAUAUUUUCCAUAUUUUGAAUAAGAGUGUCGCAUGAUUUAUCAGAAGACGAUGCUCUUCUACACCUCAGAUGUAAUACUCUUGACGCAGUUGACUUGUUUAGUCCUCACCGCGCAUGCGCAUGCCUGCGAGACCUCCUCUCAAGGCAUUGCACUAACAGGUCACGCGUACAAGAUAAUGCGAACACGUGAUCUAUUCGCGUGCUAUUACAAAUGUACGGCGGAAGACAAGUGCCAAAGCUUGAAUUAUUACGACGAUUCUAAGCUUUGUGAGCUGAACAACAGAACUUCCGCUGGGAAAGAGAUAAAACUGCGGGCACAGAGGUCGGCAUUUCACAUGGCGAGUCCUAAUAGAGUUUUACUUGGAAGCUCGGCAACUGCGCCAGCAGUCUCAUGUGAAGAGAUUUUGGAAGUUUUUGGGAAAAUGGUCAGCGGCAUAUACUGGGUGGUCUCAAAAGACACAGGGAACCCACAACAGACUCGUUGUGCAAAUGGGAGAGAGCUGUCCCCUUCUUCGGCCUGUAAGAACAAUCCGUGUCACAACGGGGCUACAUGUCACCAAGAAAACGAUGAAUCAUACAAGUGCGCCUGCGCUAGCGGUUUUACCGGAAAACACUGUGAAAGAGUUUUGAGUGCAGAGUGCAGCAGUUACAUUAUGAUGAAGGACGCAACGCGGAAUAUCAAUUUCAAGAAUUCUGAAGAAAAGUGCGACAGUCGGCUAAGAUUAAACUGGUACCGGUUCAGCGGUAGCAUGGGCACGCGCAUGCCUAAUAGGUGCAUAGCAAAGAAUUAUUGUGACACAGAUGCGCCAGGUUGGCUAGCUGGCGGACACCCGACAAUCCAACAGGGAGUUGUUUGGCGCAAAGUGUGUUUUCAUUGGUUAAACGAUUGCUGUUUGUGGAGCAUAUACAUACGGGUCCGUAACUGCGGACCCUACUUCGUGUAUCAGCUUCGCCCAACGUCUAAAUGUGAUCUGCGCUAUUGUACUGAAUAAAACAUCAUUUCUAAAAA
Messenger RNA from Nematostella vectensis (starlet sea anemone), 1094 nucleotides. Its product is annotated as uromodulin. The transcript is spliced from 5 exons. Bases 118 to 1077 code for a protein of 319 amino acids. The record is from RefSeq and is a predicted model, not a curated record. NCBI's taxonomy places the organism in Eukaryota, Metazoa, Cnidaria, Anthozoa, Actiniaria, Edwardsiidae. Gene Ontology annotation, molecular function: calcium ion binding.